Molecule: messenger RNA, 3416 nt
Organism: Puntigrus tetrazona (Sumatra barb)
Lineage: Eukaryota; Metazoa; Chordata; Actinopteri; Cypriniformes; Cyprinidae
Gene: taok3b
Product: TAO kinase 3b
Exons: 8
Coding region: 460-1776 (438 amino acids)
Biological process (GO): execution phase of apoptosis
Source: RefSeq, a predicted model, not a curated record
GGAAGUGCAGCCGCUAGUCUGAAGAGAGGCUCCGGACUCCCGCUCUCGCCGUACCGAGCGUCAUCCGUCGCGAUGCCCGUGAGCGACACGCGCCAGUAGCAGAUGAAGGCUGAAGAGGAUGCGCUGGAAGCAGCGGGCUGUAUGCGGGCAGCAGGGAGACGCAGCGGCAUCAUCCUCAUCCUCGGCAGCAGCAGCAGCAGCAGCAGCAGGGCGCUCGGUUAGCGCCCACCCCCACUCACUUCGUCUUUUCCUCCCCCCCUGCAGAAGCAUGCUUGCGUGAGGGAUGAGGCUGGAGACAGGGACAUCAGGCCAGAGCUGCGGCCUUCUUCUUUUCACGAGAGCCGGGCUCGCCAUCAUCGCAGCAGCAGCAUCCGCCAACGCUUUGCCAUCAUCACACCAGCAUCUUUGGUCAGUGAGCAGAUCCAGGAGCAUGAGCAGGAAGUUGCGCGGCGCGAGCAGAUGUCAGGGUAUAAGCGCAUGCGGCGGCAGCAUCAGAAGCAGCUGAUCGCCCUGGAGAACAGGCUAAAGGCCGAGAUGGAUGAGCACAAGCUCCGGCUGCAGAAGGAAGUGGAGACCCAGGCCAAUAACACCUACAUUGAACUGGAGCGGCUGGCCAAGAAGCAAGCUGCACAACUGGACAAGGAGUUGAAAGCCUCGGCAGCUGAGGAAAAAAGAAUCCAGCAACAGAUCUUGGUCCAGCAGAAGAAGGAACUGACCACCUUCUUGGACACACAGAAAAAGCAGUACAGACUAUGCAGAGAAAGAAUGAAAGAGGAAAUGAAUGAAGACUCCGAUACACCAAAAGAGGAGAAACAGGAGCGCUUGUCACGGCAUAAAGAAACAAUGCAGCGCUCCCAGGCCGAGGAGGAGGCCCAGCUGUUGAACCAGCAAAGACUGGUUUACGAAAGGAGCUGCCGUGCUCUAAAAAGAAGAAGCCUUAUCAAGAAGCACGAGUUUGAACAAGAGCAAAUGCGGGAGGAGCUUAACAAGAAGAAGACACAAAAAGAAAUGGAGCAUGCAUUGAUGAUCAGGCAGGAUGAGUCCACCCAAGAACUGGAACAGCGGCAACUACAAACCUUACAAAGGCUACGCUUUGAACUGAUGCGACACCAGCAUCAAACCGAGUUGGAGAACCAGGAGGAGUACAACAGUCGACGCCAGAGGGAGCUACACAGAAAGCAUGCACUGGAACGCCGACAGCAGCCCAGGAACCUUAAGACAUUGGAAAUGCAGAUCAAAAAGCAAUUCCAAGACACGUGUAAGGUGCAAAAUAAGCAGUACAAAGCUCUGAGGAACCAUCAGCUGGAGGUCUCCCCUAAGAGUGACCACAAAGCCAUCCUGAAGUCUCUGAAGGAGGAGCAGACCCGCAAGCUCGCACAGCUGGCAGAACAAUACGAGCAAAGCAUUAAUGAGAUGAUGGCCUCUCAAUCGUUACGUUUAGAUGAAGAGCAGGAGGCUGAAUGUCAGGCUUUAAGGCAGCAGCUGCAUCAGGAGAUGGAGCUUCUCGAUGCCUACCAGAACAAAACGAAGGCGCAGAUGGAGGCCCAACAUGAGCGCGAGGUGCAGAAGUUGGAACAGAAGGCGUCCUUGCGCCGGGCUCACUUGGAACAGAAGAUUGAAGAAGAGCUGGCCUCACUUCAUAAGGAACGAACUGAAAAAAUCAAGCAUUUAUUUGAGCGCCAGGAGCGGGAACUGGAGAUGUUUGAUUCGGAGAGCGCACGGCUAGGAUUCGGGAGCUUGGCCUCGUUUGACUUUCCCAAGGAUGAGGCCAGAUGAUCCAACGGAGGUCAAAAGGGACUGUUCAACACUGAUGUCCUUGGACACAUUGUGCCUGCACUGUCCCUGAUUGUUGGAUUUACCAAGAUCACCCAAACAGUGACAAUGCUGGAUCAAUAUCUUAUAACUCAUAUCGGCUGUGAGAACUUCGCUGAGAUUCAGAGAGGAGAAACUAAACAGCCACAGACACAAAAGUGGCUCGGUGAUGCAUCACUGGGCUCAUAAACCAACAAGAGAUAUCUAGACAAACUGACCUUUUCUCCAUGCCAUUGUCCCACUUUUGGUAUUAAAUUAGUAAUUCAGGAUAUUUUAGUACAAGUAAGCACUUUGAUAUGUUAAGUAUGAUCCCAUCAUGUAAGGUGGAUAUGAAGUGUGAAAUGCCUUUGGUGUCAUCAAAGGACAUUGCGACUGUAGAAUGUGUCCUGCGUCUUCACCGUGGCUAUUAGCUGUUUUGUAUGUAUCACAGAGAAUGUGACAACCGUUGAUGAAAACUUUACGCAGAAGCAGAUUUUGAAGCAGUGUCUGAUUUUAAAAUAUGGUGAAUACAUUAAGAGCAUUUAAUUGAUUUCAUAUUGUGGAACCCACGCUUUAUUUCUUUUUACUUAGAAAAAGGACAAAAAAAGAACAAAAAACAAAAGAUGUAUUCAUUGUUCAGUAUCCUAAAUUAAUUGGCAUUAGUUUUAUCAGGAUGUGGAUUUAUUACAUUGAAUCAGUUCUGUCAGAGUUACUGGUAUUAUUGCAUGCACUUUAAAAGACAAAUUCAGGUUGUGAAGUGGAGCAUGAAUCUGUCAGAGAUUUUAGCCGUGUACAAAUAAAAGUGGUCAUAGCAGUUUUGUUUUCAUGGCUAUUGAUACUGAACAUAAGCUUUAUCUUUGAUAUAAAUACCCGCCAAAAUUGCCAAAUGCCUUUAAGUUAUGUUGAUGAAUGUUUUUGUUUUUCUUAUUUUGCACAAUUUGUUGAAUUGUGAUUCAUUCAAUGUGGACUUAUCACUGCUCUUGUACAGGGAAAAUGUUGCAAUUUGUGUUGUACAAAUUUUAUAUAAAUAUUUGUAUAUGAUAACCUAAAUAGGGUUUACAUAUGUAUUGAUCAAUCAUUGCCAACAAAGAUCUAUGGAACUCUUGUUCAGUGAAGGCAGAGGAAUGCAAACUUAUUUUUGUAAGUAAAAUAGAAAGUAACUUAUAUUCUCGUGCAUCAUGUGACAGCCUUCAUGUCUGGUGGAGCUAUAAUGCGAACGCCUCUGUGUAACAGAGUUCAUGGCUUGCUGUCAUUUAAGAAAGACACCACUCCAGCAACUAGUAGAAGGGGUUCAGUUGAUUCUUAAUUCACAACAACAUGUACUUUAUAGGCAGAUUUGUGGUGUGUAAUAAAAGAUUCUUUGGGCCUGACCAACUACUAUCUUUUAUAAACUCUGACCUUUACCCUCAUUAUUCAUGAGUGUCUCAUAAUGUUUUAUCGCUGAUAAUCGGGGCGGUUUCCUGCUACUGUCAUUUAGGGCCUCUUCUCAGACAAAGCCAUUGUUUAAACUGCCGUUGCACAAAUGAAGUGAUGUUUUAACGAAUAAACACAAUGAAGUUUUGAUCGGCUAAUGGCAUGCUGAGAAAUACUGAGCAUUUUCAUAAAAGUUAUAGGCCAAAACUGUC